CCCCUGCCGCGCCGGAGGCCGAGAGGCGGCCCACGCGUGGGGCCGCGCUGCCAUGGCGGCGGUGGGCAAGGCGGCGGGAGCGGCCUACGGGCACGGCGAGAGUGGAGGCGGCGGCGGCAGCGGAGGCUUCCUGGGGCCGCGGUUGCCGGCCGAGGUGGAGGCGAUGGCCCGCGGCCUGCAGGAAGUAGACAAGGAGACCUUCCGCCGCCUGCUGAAAGUCACUGUGAAUGCAUUGGAAGGAAAAGACUGCAAAGAAUCAGUCAAGCUGAUUGCAGAAAGCACCAAUCUCUCUGAAGAGCAACUUGCUUUCCUCAUUUCUGGCAUGUAUACCCUCCUCCGAGAAGCACUGAGACUCCCCUUAUCGACUUUCAAACAAGAAAUUUUCAAGGAAGACCUGAAGGAGCUCAGGAUACCAGAAGAUUUCAUCACGGACUUUUCCAGUAUUAUCUUUGGUAACAGGCGUCCUGUUUCUGAAGGCACAGCCCUGACACAAGCAAGUAGGCUGCCAAAUGUCCAGGACUUCAAGUGGAGAGUGGACGUAGCUAUAUCUACAAGUUCACUGGCCCGUGCUCUUCAACCAUCCAUUUUAAUGCUGAUGAAGCUUUCAGAUGGGACAGCUCAUCGCUUUGAAGUGCCAGUUGCAAAGUUUCAGGAGCUAAGAUACAACGUAGCCCUUAUCCUGAAGGAAAUGAAUGAUUUGGAGAAAAGAAGCAUACUGAAAAUCCAGGACUGAACACUUCUGAACUGGGAUGUUGGCGGAACAGAUGUGAAACCUUCAGUGAAUUUUGUGAAGGGUGAAGCAUGGGACCAUCACCACUUUGCCUGUCUUGUAACUGCAAUGUAGCAUUUAUUAUGUCUGCUGUAAAUAUUUUUUCAACUCAAGUAUUAAAAGCACAAGCUCUUUUCUUAAGACUUAGAAAAAAAACAAAAAAUAUAUUGACGAAGAAGUAUAAUCCUAUUUGCAAGCAUUUUUUGCAUGAUUCAUCAAAACAUUUUUUGAAUAACUGUCUUAAAUGUAAGAACCAUUUCUUCCUGAUUAUGAUUCAUCACUCUAAUUAUUUUUGAAAGCCUGCUACCGGAAGUACCAUCAGUGUGUAUCAGAAGAAAGCCCUGCAACAUGUCAAAUAAAAAAAUACAAUAACUACUAUUGUGUUGUAGUAUGACAAAUGUGAAUUUGAGUUUGGCAUUAGUAAAAUUGCUGUCUGACUUCUUGA
Molecule: messenger RNA, 1214 nt
Organism: Phasianus colchicus (ring-necked pheasant)
Lineage: Eukaryota; Metazoa; Chordata; Aves; Galliformes; Phasianidae
Gene: COMMD5
Product: COMM domain containing 5
Cellular component (GO): nucleus
Source: RefSeq, a predicted model, not a curated record